This is a messenger RNA of Nylanderia fulva, 2050 nucleotides long. RefSeq names its product phosphogluconate dehydrogenase (gene Pgd). The record is from RefSeq and is a predicted model, not a curated record. Gene Ontology annotation, biological process: pentose-phosphate shunt. Gene Ontology annotation, molecular function: phosphogluconate dehydrogenase (decarboxylating) activity; NADP binding. Lineage: Eukaryota; Metazoa; Arthropoda; Insecta; Hymenoptera; Formicidae.
CUCCUUUUGGCGGGAAAUCGCUCCGCUUUAACAAAACUAAAUUAUCAAUUUGCUCGAAUUCAGCCUCACGGCGAUAUGAUUUUCGAAGGGGAAUCUCUCAGAAACAUUCAACAAAUUCGUGAUGUGGAUAAGCGCUGCGCUUACGUCAUAAGAUUGACGAUAUUUAUUGUAACGCGCUGCAUCAUCAUCGUAUAAUUACAACAAUUUUCGAGGCAAUGUUCGAAGGCUCUGCUGACCCGGCGCGUUCUGCGAUUGGCUCGCGCCGUAUCAGCUGAUCCGCGUCAGGCGCAUGUCAUGUCGUCUGCAUCUCAUUUCACACACGUCGCACACUCGACAACACGUUCUCUUUCGACGAGAAGCGCCCAGAAGCAUUGGACGACGACCACUUGUUGUUCUUCUGCAAAAUCGUCUUCCGCAGAUAUUCCACGUUUAUUUAGUUCCUCCUCCUCUCAUCUUUUGAAAGCACCGCAAAUAUGAGUACUCCAACAGCAGAUAUUGCCCUCAUUGGCUUAGCGGUGAUGGGACAGAAUUUAAUUUUGAACAUGAACGAUCAUGGAUUUGUUGUAUGUGCGUACAACCGUACUACUGAAAAAGUCAAGUCUUUCCUUGAGAACGAAGCCAAGGGCACAAAAGUUAUCGGUGCUUAUAGCAUGAAGGAAAUGGUCAGUACUUUAAAGAGUCCAAGGAGAGUAAUGUUAUUAGUCAAAGCUGGAGCAGCCGUUGAUGCCUUUAUUGAACAAUUAGUGCCUUUACUUUCUCCUGGAGACAUUAUCAUCGAUGGUGGUAAUUCUGAGUACAAGGAUACUGAGAGACGUACCAAGGAAUUAGAGCAGAAAGGGAUUCUUUUUGUAGGCAGUGGAGUCAGCGGAGGUGAGGAUGGCGCCAGAUACGGACCAUCCUUGAUGCCUGGUGGCAAUCCUAAAGCAUGGCCGCAUAUUAAAUCUAUCUUUCAGUCGAUAGCCGCGAAAGCUGAUGGAGAGCCGUGCUGCGAUUGGGUCGGCGAAACCGGUGCGGGACAUUUCGUCAAGAUGGUGCACAACGGCAUCGAGUACGGCGACAUGCAGAUUAUUUGCGAGGCGUAUCACAUAAUGCGAAGAGGUCUGCAGCUCACGGAGCAGGAAAUGAGCGCGACGUUCGAUGAGUGGAACAAAGGCGAACUGGAUUCAUUCCUGAUCGAGAUUACGCGGGACAUACUUAAGUACAAGGAUGAGAACGGCUAUUUACUCGAACGUAAGGAUACCGCCGGUCAGAAGGGCACUGGCAAGUGGACGGCGAUCGCCGCCCUGGAUUAUGGCGUACCGGUUACGUUGAUAGGCGAAUCGGUGUUCUCCAGAUGUCUGUCCGCGCUGAAGGACGAACGCGUAGAGGCGAGCUCGAUUUUAACUGGUCCGGAUCUAACAUACAAGGGCGACAAGAAACAGUUUCUUGACCAUUUGAAGAAGGCUAUGUACGCCGCGAAAAUCAUUUCGUACGCGCAAGGUUUCAUGCUGCUAAGAGAAGCCGCCAAGAUUCACAACUGGAACUUGAACUACGGCGGAAUAGCGUUGAUGUGGCGAGGUGGAUGUAUCAUAAGGAGCGCCUUCUUGGGAAAUAUAAAAGCGGCUUGACAAAAUCCGAAAUUGUCCAACUUGAUGCUGGACGAUUUCUUCGCCAAUGCUUUGCGUGACAGCAACCAAAGUGCCAGGAUAGUGGUGGGCGCCGCCGUAACGAUGGGCAUCCCGACUCCGGCUCUGUCGACUGCCCUGGCCUUCUACGACGGGUUCAGAAACCCCCGAUUGCCGGCGAAUUUACUGCAGGCGCAACGGGAUUACUUCGGCGCCCAUACGUACGAAUUGCUCGGCAAGGAAGGAAAGUUUGUCCACACGAAUUGGACCGGACACGGUGGAAAAGUGUCCGCCUCCACGUACGACGCGUAAACUCGGAGAAUCUUCCGAUAGUAUUACGGUCUAUCAUGUACAAAUAAUUGCCAGAAAAUAUUGCGGCACUAAAAUCAUGUAAGAGAUAUUUUUAUAAUUUACAUUUAUUUAUAAUAUAUGUAAAUGAUAUGAGA